This is a messenger RNA of Micropterus dolomieu (smallmouth bass), 1745 nucleotides long. RefSeq names its product cathepsin Z (gene ctsz). Gene Ontology annotation, cellular component: lysosome. The transcript is spliced from 6 exons. Bases 112 to 1023 code for a protein of 303 amino acids. The record is from RefSeq and is a predicted model, not a curated record. NCBI's taxonomy places the organism in Eukaryota, Metazoa, Chordata, Actinopteri, Centrarchiformes, Centrarchidae. Gene Ontology annotation, molecular function: cysteine-type endopeptidase activity.
GCUGUUUAUCAGGACUUUACCCCACGAAUACACCAGUGUUGAGGCAGUCACUGCUAACGACGCCAGCCUUGAUCUUGUCCUCUCCUCUUCGUCUGCUCCUCGGUGUUGAAGAUGUCUCGGACAGCUGUGCUUGUUGUCCUCUUGUCCGUCGUGCUGGCUUGUGUGCACGCCGGAGUAUUUUUUAACCCGAAGCAGCCGUGCUAUGUCCGCAAGCCCACCAGAAACAACUUUGGACUGAAGACAGCUCCUCGUCCUCAUGAGUACAUAAACAUUUCUGAUCUGCCUAAGUCAUGGGACUGGAGGAACAUUGAUGGCAUCAACUAUGUGAGCACGACCCGCAACCAGCACAUUCCCCAGUACUGCGGCUCCUGCUGGGCCCAUGGUAGCACCAGUGCUAUGGCAGACCGCAUCAACAUCAAGCGCAAAGGGGCGUGGCCGUCUGCCUAUCUGUCUGUCCAGCACGUGAUCGACUGUGGUGAUGCCGGCAGUUGCAACGGAGGAGAUCACACCGGAGUUUGGGAGUACGCUAACAAACACGGGAUCCCAGAUGAGACCUGCAACAACUACCAGGCUAUAGACCAGGACUGCAAACCCUUCAACGAAUGUGGCACCUGCACCACCUUCAACGUGUGCAAUAUUGUAAAGAACUACACCCUGUGGAAAGUGGGAGAUUUUGGAGAGGUCAGCGGGAGGGAGAAGAUGAUGGCUGAGAUCUACGCCAGAGGACCGAUCAGUUGUGGGAUUAUGGCCACAGAUACGCUGGAUGCCUACACCGGAGGCCUCUACUCUGAAUAUCAGGAGAGUCCCUUCAUCAACCACAUCGUGUCAGUGGCAGGAUGGGGAGUGGAGAACAACGUUGAAUACUGGAUUGUACGCAACUCCUGGGGAGAGCCAUGGGGUGAGAAAGGUUGGCUCAGGAUCGUGACCAGUGCCUACAAGGGAGGAAGUGGAAGCCAGUACAACCUGGCGGUGGAGGAGGACUGCAUGUUCGGAGACCCAAUCGUCCCCAAGGAGUACCUGUAGAGGACACCGGUAGCUGCAGUAUCAGAGGUCGUCACUGCACACUCGCAUUUGUCUUCUUGUCUCGGGCAGAGUAAAACUUUUUAUGAAAAAUGUUGAUAAGGGAAGAUUUUACUUUAUACAGAUGUUUGUUAUAUUAUCUGUUACUCGGGGAGGGGAAAUGGGAGGGUAUUUUCUAGCUGGAUAUCAGACCUGCUUGAAUCAAUGCAGAUGUUCUGAUUAAUUUUUGUUUUUUACCAGUGAGGUCUGCAGGCAGUGUAAUGGUCAGAAACAUUUACAUUGAAUGGGAGGAGUGAAACUGUACAAUUGAUUUCUUUGCUAUUUGCAAAAUUAAAGUACUGCAUGCCGAGUGGCCAUUACAGACUCACAGAAGACAUUUACCUUAAAGAGGCCAUAGACAGCUUUUCAUAGUUUGGAUUUUUUAAUACAUACUGACUCAGCCAAAGAACAGUUUUUAUAAUUUGUCCUGUACGGCUCCAACGCUGAAUGUUUUCAGUGUGUGGCGUUAAUUUAUUGAAAAUAUUGCACUACAACACUGAUAAAGGAUUUGUACACACAAACUGAAAAGAACUUUACGUGUGCCUUAUGUGAACUUGCAGUCAAGUAUAGGUUUAUGUAAUUUGCCAUUUUUCACGCUGAACAAUCUACACAUCAGAAAUUAUGCAAGAAUUGCAACCUGUUGUUUAGUGUCAAACUUUGCCAAUAAACCCAACAUUUAAAAGUGA